AUGGCUGAUGUUGAUGCAAUCCGGGGCAAAAAAUUGAACAUCAUCAAACUUACCACACAGGGAUCAAAUUCUAGUGAGACGAACAAUGGGAAUUCAUUCGCAUUUGAUAUGCAACAAUUCAUGCAGAUGUUUGCAAAAAUGAAAGCUGAAAUGAAAAAACAAAACGCUGAAAUGAAGGCUGGUGCCGAUUGUCGAGCAGAAACAAGCGAUAAACAAUUCGCGAAAAUGAAAGCUGAUGCCAUGUCUGCAAAGACCGAUCAACGGAUAGCCGAAUCAAGAGAAAAGAGAGCCGAAUUACGAGCGGCCAAUGAAAUAAUACAACCAACUUUUGAGAAAAUAUCUCUUAAUAAAGAGACUAUACCAGAAACGGCUACACAAGAGUCGGAAAUUAUUCUACCAGCAUAUUCACCAACAAAUGAUGUCGACGGCGACGCACGUGUUAACUGCGAUGCACGUGGUACCUGCAAUGCACGUAACAACUAUGAUGCACGUGUUGACGUGCAGAAAGGUAGUCAUCACGUUGAUGAAAAGAAAGAUGAUGACAACAGUGAUACAGUUUACAUCAAUCUUGAUGAUGAUUGA
Helobdella robusta is the source of this 582-nucleotide messenger RNA. RefSeq lists its product as hypothetical. The coding region runs from base 1 to 582 and encodes 193 amino acids. NCBI's taxonomy places the organism in Eukaryota, Metazoa, Annelida, Clitellata, Rhynchobdellida, Glossiphoniidae. The record is from RefSeq and is a predicted model, not a curated record. The transcript has 3 exons.